AUGCACGGUGUAUUAAAAGUUAGAACAUCAGAGGAGAAAGCAAAAGCACAAAGAUUAAAAGAAUUAGAAAAAAUCGAAAGCUAUAAUAAAUUAGUUAAAUCAUUUGAAGAAUUAAGAGAAAAACAAAAUGGAAGAUAUGAUGAAAUUUCAUUAUCAGUUUCAAAAUUAGUAUUAAUAGAGAAUCCAGAAUUCUAUACAAUUUGGAAUUAUAGAAGAUUGGCAAUCUUACAAUUUACAGAAACUAAAGAGAAUUCAGAAUUACAAGUAAUAUAUCAAAAUGAAAUGAAAUUCUUGGAAGAAUGUAUUCAACGUUUUACAAAAAGUUAUUGGAUUUGGUUUCAUCGUCAAUGGAUUGCAUUAAGAAUGGAUAAUUGUGAUUGGGAAAGAGAAAUGAAAUUAUGUACAAAAUUAUUAAAUUUUGAUUUAAGAAAUUUCCAUUGUUGGGGUCAUAGAAGAUUUAUAUUAAAACAUUCAAAUAUUAAAUUAGAAGAUGAAUUAAAAUAUACAACUGAAAAAGUUGAACAAAACUUUUCAAAUUAUUCAGCAUGGCAUCAAAGAUCAAGUAUAUUACCAAAGAUUUAUAAAGAACCUGAACAAUUAUUAGAAAAGAUUUUAGAGGAAUUUGAAUUAGUUAGAAAUGCUGUAUACACUGAACCAAAGGAUUCAAGUUCAUGGAUUUAUCAUAAAUGGUUAGUUGCAACUAUUAAAUCAAUUCCAAAUAGUAAUUAUAUUGAAGUAUUAAAGAAUGAAUUAACUCAAAUUUAUGAUCUCAUUGAAUUAGAACCUGAUUGUAAAUGGCCAAUUUAUACAACACUUUUAUUAAAAAUUGAAAUUGGAGGUUUUGAAAAACAAGAAUUAUUAGAUAUUAUCUCACAAUUAAUUAAAUUAGAUCCAGACCAUAAAAAUUAUUAUAAGAGUCUAGAAACUAAGAUUUAA
This is a messenger RNA of Dictyostelium discoideum AX4, 936 nucleotides long. RefSeq names its product protein geranylgeranyltransferase type II (gene rabggta). Gene Ontology annotation, molecular function: Rab geranylgeranyltransferase activity; protein geranylgeranyltransferase activity; protein prenyltransferase activity. The transcript is spliced from 5 exons. Bases 1 to 936 code for a protein of 311 amino acids. Lineage: Eukaryota; Evosea; Eumycetozoa; Dictyosteliales; Dictyosteliaceae. The record is from RefSeq and is a predicted model, not a curated record.